This is a messenger RNA of Racocetra persica, 378 nucleotides long. NCBI's taxonomy places the organism in Eukaryota, Fungi, Glomeromycota, Glomeromycetes, Diversisporales, Gigasporaceae. The record is from the annotation of a GenBank genome assembly.
AGUAUCAGUUUGGCUUUAUGCCAUUAGACGUCUUUUGAAAUCGUAUUCCCAUCAGAAGACAGACAUUACGUGGAAUUCUGAGGAAUUUACGAUUCUUAACGCAUAUCGAGAAACAAUCGCUAAACGGUUUACCUUUUUUGGUUCUCCGCCAACGUCUCCCACUCUUGGUUCUUCAUUUUUUGCUAGUUUUCCCUCUCAAGAUAACCAAGAUUCGAAACAUCCGGUACUUGAUGAUGUGCGUAAGGCGGAAAUUAAUUUGGAACGUCUAGUGAUGGCAGCUGAUGCUUAUCGAGAUUUAAUGGAUAGAUUAAGCAAGGCUUCCAAGAAUUUUAGUAAAGCUUUGAAGGAUUAUGGGAAUGGAAAAGGACUAGAAACUAC